Messenger RNA from Drosophila elegans, 2156 nucleotides. It is a transcript of the gene waw, whose product is annotated as translation factor waclaw, mitochondrial. The record is from RefSeq and is a predicted model, not a curated record. Gene Ontology annotation, biological process: positive regulation of translation. Bases 1 to 2130 code for a protein of 709 amino acids. Gene Ontology annotation, cellular component: mitochondrion. The transcript has 2 exons. Gene Ontology annotation, molecular function: GTP binding; mitochondrial ribosome binding; GTPase activity. Lineage: Eukaryota; Metazoa; Arthropoda; Insecta; Diptera; Drosophilidae.
AUGUUUUUUUUUUUCUUGGUAUUUUGCCAUCGCACGGUCACACCGCGCACAUGGUGUGCGGUAACAAAUUUUUGUAGCUUUGCCGGUAAAAAAAAUGUAAAUUCAGCCAUGAUCCGAACGAUUUCCAUCCGCUGGCUGCUGCAACGUGCCGGGGGUAAUCCACACUCCGCCUGGCUGGUGGCCAGAUCCAGAUCGGAUUCCCCCGCCCGCAGCCUGAGCACCACGAUUGGGGUCAAGGCCGAAGCCGCCAAAACGGAGGAGCCCGUGACCAAAGUGGUGGAACCUUCGCAGGCCGAACUGCUGCGUGAAUUCAGUUGCAUGCCGGUGCAGCGCAUCCGGAACUUCAGCAUCAUUGCGCACGUGGAUCAUGGCAAAAGCACACUGGCAGACAGACUGCUGGAGCUCACGGGUGCCAUUGCCCGGAAUGCUGGGCAGCACCAGGUGCUGGACAGCCUCCAAGUGGAGCGGGAACGCGGCAUAACGGUCAAGGCUCAGACCGCCUCGAUAUUCCAUCGUCACAAGGGGCAGCUGUAUCUCCUCAACCUGAUCGACACGCCCGGUCACGUUGAUUUCUCCAAUGAGGUCUCCCGCUCGCUGGCUGCUUGCGAUGGCGUUGUCCUUCUGGUCGACGCCUGUCACGGUGUCCAGGCCCAAACCGUGGCCAAUUACCACCUGGCCAAGCAGCGUCAGCUGGCCGUGGUCCCGGUGCUCAAUAAGAUCGACAUCAAGCACGCCAAUCCAGAUCAAGUUUGCCAGGAUAUGAAACUGCUCUUUGGCAUUGAUCCCAACCAGGUGCUGCGCGUGUCCGCCAAAUUGGGCACUGGGGUAGCCGAGGUGCUGGAACGUGUGAUUGAAACGAUACCGCCGCCACAGGUUCAGCGGGAAAGCGACUUUCGUGCCCUAAUCUUCGACAGCUGGUUCGACAAGUACCGCGGGGCGUUAAACCUAAUUUAUGUGCUGAAUGGCAAGCUGGAGCAGAACCAGGACAUCCAGUCGCUGGCCACCAAGAAGGUGUACCCCGUGAAGAGCAUCUCUGUGUUGAGACCAGCAGAGUGUCCAGUGCCCGGCUUAUCCGCUGGCCAAGUGGGUUUGAUUGCCUGCAACAUGCGGAACAGCAAGGAGUCCAUCGUGGGCGACACCAUACACCUGAAGAAUCAAGCGGCCAGCGCCGCCGGAAGCUAUAGUCCGCAACAGCCGAUUGUUUUCGCUGGAGUUUUUCCAGCCGAUCAGUCCAAACACGUGGCCCUGCGCAGUGCCAUCGACAAGAUGAUCCUCAAUGAUUCGGCCGUGACUGUGAAAGUCGACUCCAGUCCGGCUUUGGGUCAAGGAUGGCGCUUAGGCUUUCUGGGUCUGCUGCACAUGGAGGUCUUUUGUCAGCGUCUGGAGCAGGAGCAUGGCGCCGAACCCAUUAUCACAGCGCCAUCGGUCACAUAUCGUGUGGUUUUGAGCAAUCCAAAGAUGAUCCGGCAGCAGGGACGCGAUACCAUGGAUAUAUCGAAUGCUGCUCUCUUUCCGGAACCGCAUUGCAUUAAGGAGUACUAUGAACCCUUGGUUUUGGGUACAAUAAUAACGCCCACGGACUAUGUGGGCCAGGUGAUCGGACUGUGUGUGGAGCGACGGGGAUUGCAGCAGAGCUCAGUGAAUAUAGACGAAACGCGUGUACUGAUGAAAUACGUGCUGCCGCUGAGCGAGAUCAUCCUUGACUUCCACGAUCGGCUCAAGUCGAUGAGUUCGGGUUAUGCUAGUUUCAGCUACGAGGAUCACGGUUAUCAUCUGUCCCAUUUGGUGCGUUUGGAUAUUCAUCUCAAUGGCAAGCCCGUGGAGGAGUUGUGUCGCAUUGUCCAUGUCUCCAAGGCCACGAGUGUGGCCCGCCAGAUGGUUCUCAAGUUGCGCGACCUCAUACCGAAGCAGAUGGUGCAGAUCGCUAUCCAGGCGUGUAUAGGUAGCAAAGUGCUCGCACGGGAGACCAUCAAGGCGUAUCGCAAAGAUGUGACGGCCAAGCUCUACGGCGGCGAUGUCACCCGGCGGAUGAAGUUGCUCAAGCAGCAGGCCGAGGGCAAGAAGAAGAUGCGCAUGUUUGCCAACAUACGCGUGCCGCACGAGACCUUUAUUAAUGUGCUCAAGCGGUAGGAGAAUCCCAGCCAGAAUUUCCCAUU